UAUUAAUACCCGACCGCCUCCAUCGACACCGUCUUUCCUUCUUCUUUCCUUCAACUCACUAAGCCAUCACCGCUACUUUUAGUGACUUAACUCAGCUUUGACUUCGGUCGUCCACUCUUUCACAACGCUCUUAUAAGCCUUUCAGCUUUUACAUUCUUUUCACCUUUUCGAAGCCACUUAGACUACUUGUUCGUUUUACGUUCAAUAUCCAAAUACCUUCAAAAUGCGUUUCGCCGGAGCCGUUUUCUUCGCUGGUGCCGCUAUGGCCGGCAGCACUCUCUACGAGACUGACUAUGUCACCAUUACCUCUUGCGGUCCCACCGUCACCAACUGCCCGGCCCGGUCUACCGUCACCAGCAGCACCGUCUACCCGGUGUCCAGCUCCGCGACCGUCCCUGGAUACCCCGUCGAGACUCCUUCUGGUUCUCCUUCUGGUUCUCAGCCCGCUGAGGUCCCUUCUGCGUCCCAGCCUGGCUACCCCGCUGAGACUCCCUCCCAGUCUCAGCCUGCUGUCUCCAGCCCUGUCCUCAGCAGCAGCAGCGUCGCCGCCGUCGAGAGCAGCGCCAGCGUUGUUGUCCCUGCUUCCAGCUUCAGCACUGUUCCCUCUUACCCCGUUGCUACUCCCUCUUCGGCCGCUCCCGGAUCCCCCUCGGGCCCGGCCAGCUCCCCUGCCGGCUCCUCUGAGUCCGCCCCUGGCGUUCCUUCCGCGUCUGCUCCCUACCCUACCUCGGUGAUCCCCAUCACCUACACCACCUGUGUCCCUACCACCAGUGUCAGCUACUCCACUGUCACCGUCAGCCCUUCUGCUCCCGUCGGCACCGGUUCUCCUGUCGCUCCCGGUGCCCCUGGCGUCUACCCCACUGGCUCGUACACUGCUUCCAACCCUCCCACUAGCUCUUACCCCACUGGCAGCCCCAUCCCCACUGCUGGUGCUUCCACCAUGGCCGGCUCUGGUCUCCUCGCCGCCGCUGCCGGUGUCGCCGCUCUUCUCUUCGCUUAAGCGAACAAUCUUGGUUUUCUCUGUUAAUGAUUCGAAAGCCGUGAAGGCCAUGUCAAUAUGAGGCGUGAACUAGAACUAGAACGGUUCGGUUGCAUAUGUACUUAAUCCUUAAUAGCGUUGAUAGGCGUCGAAUGCCUACGAAAAUUACUUCAUUCGAUGUCUGUUUUCCAAUGGCUAGUUUUGAUUCGCUGUGAAUCUUGAGUGCUUAGAGUUGUAGUUUUGGGAUCACCUAACUACCUAACAGGGGUAAUCGUAAGAUUUCCUCU
Molecule: messenger RNA, 1266 nt
Organism: Daldinia vernicosa
Lineage: Eukaryota; Fungi; Ascomycota; Sordariomycetes; Xylariales; Hypoxylaceae
Exons: 2
Coding region: 224-1000 (258 amino acids)
Source: RefSeq, a predicted model, not a curated record